Coniophora puteana RWD-64-598 SS2 is the source of this 168-nucleotide messenger RNA. RefSeq lists its product as uncharacterized. Lineage: Eukaryota; Fungi; Basidiomycota; Agaricomycetes; Boletales; Coniophoraceae. The record is from RefSeq and is a predicted model, not a curated record. The transcript has a single exon. The annotation marks the transcript as partial.
GUGGGCGUGCGGGCGGGUGUUGUGAUCGCGUGGACGUUGACGGUUCUUGGUUGUGCGUGGGUGACGACGACGAGGGUCAAGGUCGAGGACGCGUUUUUGAGAAAGAACUUUGGGGAUGAGUGGGAUAGGUAUGCGGAGAGGGUGAGGUACAGGCUUGUUCCUGGCGUG